Messenger RNA from Fusarium proliferatum ET1, 519 nucleotides. RefSeq lists its product as uncharacterized. Lineage: Eukaryota; Fungi; Ascomycota; Sordariomycetes; Hypocreales; Nectriaceae. The record is from RefSeq and is a predicted model, not a curated record. The transcript is spliced from 3 exons. The coding region runs from base 1 to 519 and encodes 172 amino acids.
AUGGUACCGGCGCUACUGUGGAAACUGGAAAGAGAUCUACUUCGCAUACGUUUGAGAUCAACAUUCCACUGGUUGGUUUUGUUGAUCUAUGGGGCCGUGUUGACAACGCACUUGGGAUGUAACCGCUUAUCCACUGCUGAUCCUAUUUAUCUACUGCUAAGUGUUUCUGAAGUGAAUACAUUCCUGCCUAUAGACAACAAUACCCAUGGGGAUGGCUAUGAUAUUGACGAUGUGCAUGCCAAUUCGGCUGAUGCUCUUUUUGGUCUGGAACCCAAAACCUCUCAGACUCUACACCAUCUUUCCCAAAUGCGAAAAGCUCUAUGCCACGAGGAAUCAAUGCAAUUGAAAUUUUUUGCGGUUCAUAAAGGAUGUACAGAAGGCGAGAACAGAUACCUCGACUGUAUCCCUGGAGGCAGGAAGGAUAGUUCCUAUUUGUAUAUGUACCUUCACCAAGAUGGAGGCGUGCACUAUUCCCAGACUCGUGGUUCUGGGCGCCGUGUUGACAGACUAUACAGCUGA